Molecule: messenger RNA, 452 nt
Organism: Medioppia subpectinata
Lineage: Eukaryota; Metazoa; Arthropoda; Arachnida; Sarcoptiformes; Oppiidae
Source: the annotation of a GenBank genome assembly
AUUAGAUAAGUGAUUAGCGAUUGAAGAAUAAUUUAAAAACACAUCACUUAAUACUCAGUUGUGUUAGUCUUAAUGAAAGCCUUUGCGGUUUAAGAUCUCAAUAAUUGAAUAUUGAAAUGAAAUUAUUAUUGUUAUUAUUCACUUUGAUUGGCACCAGUUAUGCCGGGAGUCCGUGUGAGGGACGGGACUACCAAAGAGGUAGUAUAGCGUGUGUGGCCACUGAACAGCACAAUGACGAGUACGACACCGUCCAGAAGAGUCCCAAAGGUGUGGUACAGGUCUUUACAACCACUAAAUCAGGCAAACGUCUGGCGAAGACCGAGAAGAAGUGGAACGAAGGAGAUAUUCCUUCGGGCUAUAAGUGGAAUAUCAAAGUCGACCACUCGAAGAGUUAUCAGUCCAUCAUUGGCUUCGGUACCGCACUGUCCGACGCGGCCGUCCUAUCCAUCGGC